ACGUUAUGUUGUUUAUGUUCCGAUUACAAGUUAAAUAAAGGUUCAAAUAUUGAGAUAGGUACUAUAUUAGUGUUCGCGAGCGAAAGAAAAAAUGGGAAUUUUUGAAAAUAGUACCGUCAAACUCGAACAAGACGAUUUCGGAACAUUCAAAGAUCCACAAACAGGAGUUUCCCAGACAAUUCGAAGAUUUACUUGGAAAAAUGGAAACGGUGUUAGUAUACAGGUGAUAAAUUACGGGGUUACUAUAACAGCAAUUAAUUUACCUGAUAAAAAUGGUAAAGUUGAUGACAUUACAUUGGGCUAUGAUAGUUUGGAAGGGUACCUUCAACCCAACAACCGAUACUUCGGAGCUACUGUGGGAAGAGUAGCAAAUCGUAUUGGUAACAGUACCUUUACGCUAAAUGGUAAUGUUUAUCAGUUAGCUGCCAAUAAUGGUCCGAAUAGUUUACAUGGUGGUUUAAGGGGUUUCAAUAAGGUUGUUUGGGAUUAUUAUGUCAAAGGCACUAAGGUUGUAUUUAGUUACGCUUCAUCAGAUGGUGAAGAAGGUUAUCCAGGAAAUGUUGUGACUAAUGUUACUUUCCAACUUUCUGAUGAAAACGAGCUAGUUAUUGAUUAUAAAGCAUCCACUACCAAACCUACUCUGGUUAAUCUUACCAAUCAUUCGUACUUUAAUUUGGCUGGUAAUGGGUCUGGUGCUAACGGUUUAUUGGAACAUGUUGUUACCAUAAAUGCCGAUAGGUACACCGAAACAGAUGGUGGAAUACCUACAGGCAAACUUAUACCAGUGGCAAACACAGUGUUUGAUCUACAAAUACCUAGAAAAUUGAAGGACGUAAUAAAUAAUGUCCCCAACGCUCUAGGUUUUGAUAAUAAUUUCUGCGUUUACAAAGGCACUCGUCAAAGUUUAGGUUUUGUUUCGAGAGUAGAACAUCCCCAAAGUGGAAGAGUUCUAGAAACCUACAGUGAUCAACCUGGUGUACAAUUUUACACCGGAAACGCCAUACCCGAACAUACAGGUAAAGGCGGAAAUAAAUAUGGGAAACAUUCUGCGUUCUGUUUGGAAACCCAAAUUUGGCCUGAUGCCAUUCAUCACGAUAAUUUUCCAAAUGUUGUUCUUAACCCUGGUGACCAAUAUCGUCACGUCUGCGUUUAUAAAUUCUUGGUAAAAGCGUGAUCAGAAUAAAACAAUUUCGGUAAGAAAAAUGUUUACGGUUAUACAAUGUAUUACACUGACAUAAAUACAUAUCUUACUACGUUUGCUGUAUGAGAUAUUAUAAAAUUGUAAUUAAUAUAUGUUUGAAAAAGGA
Molecule: messenger RNA, 1307 nt
Organism: Agrilus planipennis (emerald ash borer)
Lineage: Eukaryota; Metazoa; Arthropoda; Insecta; Coleoptera; Buprestidae
Product: aldose 1-epimerase
Exons: 6
Coding region: 92-1174 (360 amino acids)
Biological process (GO): glucose metabolic process; beta-D-galactose catabolic process via UDP-galactose, Leloir pathway
Molecular function (GO): aldose 1-epimerase activity; carbohydrate binding
Source: RefSeq, a predicted model, not a curated record